Messenger RNA from Phragmites australis (common reed), 2026 nucleotides. Its product is annotated as nuclear transcription factor Y subunit A-9-like. Gene Ontology annotation, cellular component: CCAAT-binding factor complex. The transcript is spliced from 6 exons. The record is from RefSeq and is a predicted model, not a curated record. Gene Ontology annotation, biological process: regulation of transcription by RNA polymerase II. The coding region runs from base 647 to 1513 and encodes 288 amino acids. Lineage: Eukaryota; Viridiplantae; Streptophyta; Magnoliopsida; Poales; Poaceae. Gene Ontology annotation, molecular function: RNA polymerase II cis-regulatory region sequence-specific DNA binding; DNA-binding transcription factor activity, RNA polymerase II-specific.
ACCUGCAGCGGCCUCCUCCCGUUGUUCGCUUGCUUGCUUGCUUUUACUCCUUGUUUCCUGAUUGGUGGUUCGCGCGGAUUGGUGUUGGCCCUUUUUUUGCUUGCCCUCCUCGGGUUUGAUGCGGACGGUUUCUAUUUUUGGGCGGCGGGUGUGGGGGUUUCGGAUAAGGCGUCGUCCGAAUUCUCCGGAAUUGGGGACUGGGCAAAUGAGGGGGUGGUGCGGGGAUCUUUCAGGGAUGGAGUUUGUUUCGCCGGUUGAAUCGGGCGGAGAUGGCUGCCGUACGUUGAUCGUAGCAGCAGCUGGUCGGGGGUGUGAUUCUUGUAGCAGGAAUGGGGCUCUCUGAUUUGUGCAGCGUUUCCGGGCGAGCUGAGGCUACUAGUACUUGUUUCACUGCUCGAGUAGAGGAGGAAAUUCUUGUGUUCUUAUUAGCUGAGUUGCACUGAAAUUCGAGUACUGUUGGGAGCAGGACUCGCGAGCUUGUGUUCUGCGAAGGAUUCAGAGCGUGGUACAGUUUUUGCAUCUCAUCUCCAAUCGAGUCCAGAUCGAUGGAUACCCUGUUUUGCACUGACAGGCCGAUCUAUCGACGACCCAGCCUGCUUCCAUUCUCUUGAUUGACCUUUGUUGUUCGUCUCUGUUUGACUUUUCCAUGACUUGCCUUCCUGAAUGUACUGAAAGAAACAGCGAGGACCUGGACCACGGAGCAAGGCAGCGAGCGGGCAUGGAGUCGCGGCCGGGCGGAGCGAACCUGGUGGAGCCCAGAGGGCAGGCCGCCACUUUGCCGUCUGGCGGCACGGCGAUGCAGCCGUGGUGGACGGGCUCUGGGGCCGGGCUCGGAGCGGUGUCCCCAGCCGUCGUGGCACCGGGGAGCGGCGCAGGGAUUAGCCUGUCGUGCAACCCGGCGACCAAAGGCGCCGCGGCCCACACGGGUGACGAUGCGAGAGGCGAGAGUAGCGGGGAGUCACGGAGAUCAGGGGAAUCAAAAGAUGGAAGUGUUGGUCAAGAAAACAACCAUGCCACAUCACAUAUGCCUGCUUUGGUGUCAGAGUAUUUAGCACCAUAUACACAGCUGGAACUGAACCAAUCAAUUGCUCCUGCAACAUAUCAGUACCCAGAUCCUUACUAUGCAGGCAUGGUUGGUCCCUAUGGAACUCAACCUGUGACCCAUUUCCAGCUACCUGGAUUAACUCACCCUCGCAUGCCAUUACCUCUUGAAAUAUCCGAGGAGCCUGUCUAUGUAAAUGCUAAGCAAUAUCAUGGGAUUUUAAGACGAAGGCAGUCACGUGCCAAGGCUGAGCUUGAGAAAAAGGUGGUUAAAGCCAGGAAGCCUUAUCUUCACGAAUCUCGCCAUCAACAUGCAUUGAGGAGGGCAAGAGGAAACGGCGGACGCUUCCUAAACACAAAGAAAAGUGACAAUGGUGCUUCCAACGGUAAAUCUGAACCUAAGAGAGGAGAGCAAAACUCCGAGCAUAUCCAUGUACCUCCUGACUUACAGCUACGACAGAGGGAGGCAUGAAGUAGUGGUCUGGCAACCUAAGACAGUAGCUUCUGUCCACAGGCAAACGCACUUGAGAUUGGAUUGAGAGCUCCAGCACUGCGCUGCCAUCUUUGCAAUUCCUCUUCUUUGUGCAAAGAGGUCCAAGGUUGGUUCACCGGAAUGAGCUUGGUACAGGUUGUUGGUCCUGGCAGAAUGCAAUCUGGGUGCAGGAGUCCGUCGAAGUGUUCAAUGCCAUGGGUAGGUCUGCUGUUUUCAGGCAAUUCAUUCUUGGCUUUCACAUUCCACCCUUGUUUGUACCUGGUGUGUGUUGUAAGUGAAACUAACUUGUGUUCUGUCGUCGGCGUCCUGAUGUAUAAUUAAGAUCAACUUCGGAUUAUUUUCUGUAAUUCUGUGUCUGGUUCUCUCUUAGUUUGAACAAGGCCAAAGUUGAACUCGUCAUACAGAGAUAACAGCUCAUGUUGACCCGUUCGGUGUCAGCCACGUCAGUGUUGUACUGAAUCCUGUGCAAAGGCAGAAGCUUUGUUUCGAUCU